Molecule: messenger RNA, 1065 nt
Organism: Closterium sp. NIES-67
Lineage: Eukaryota; Viridiplantae; Streptophyta; Zygnematophyceae; Desmidiales; Closteriaceae
Source: the annotation of a GenBank genome assembly
GGCAGAGAACCCUGAUUCCUAAGCGAGGCCACUGCGUCUAGCGCAAGCAGAAAUAAGGCAUCCAACGCGCAUCGCGUGACUGGCGUCUAUUGCGGAACGAGCUAGUUCAAGAUCGGUCAAAGAGCUCUCGUUUCAUCGCCUGAAUCCUGUUCCGUGGAAGGCCAAGAGAGCGAUGCGGGACGACGCUGACAUGGAGGGUUCCGCGGAUGGACAGCCGGACGCGAAGGCUAGCACAUUAUCCCCGUUUGUAGGCCAAGUCAUGGUGCCUGGGGAUAUAGCGGUGGAUCUCAAAUCGGUCACGUCUUCGGUGCUCAGAAUCGGGCCGGGACUCAGACAGGAGGGCGACAUGGUGGUGGCUAUGAGAGCAGGACGACUGAAACCAGCAGGGAAGAGGAAGCUGUGGGUGGACUCCUCGGUCAAGCGGUACACGCCAGCAGUGGAGGAAGCCGUCAUUGGCGUUGUCAUUGAUAAACACAUGGAGAACCUCGAUGUGGACAUCAAGGGUCCAGGCCUUUCCAUCCUGCCAGCUCUCGCGUUUGAAGGAGCAACCAGAAGAAACCGACCUAACCUACAGAUCGGUCAGGCAGUUUACGCCCGAGUGGUCAAGACCCAUAGGGACGCCGACCCGGAGCUAUCAUGUGUCGAUGCCAGUGGCAAGGCGGCGGAGUUCGGUCCCUUAGUGGGCGGCCAUCUAUUUGACUGCUCCACUGGCCUCGCUCGUCUGCUCUUAGCGACACCAACAGCUCCUGUGUUGAAGGCACUUGAUGCAGCUGGCUUGGCGUUUGAAAUCGCCGUGGGACUCAAUGGAAGAGUAUGGGUGAAGGGGGAGUCGAUAAGGAGCACAAUCCUUGUUGCAAAUGCAGCCCAAAAUGCUGAGUUUCUUUCUGCUGUGCAACAGCGAGCAAUGGUGAAGGAACUAGUAAGGCUAUCAUCAUAAUGAGGCCUUCUUAGCUUAGGCUCCUCGAGUAAGGUUAUAUGUGCUGUAAAUUGCAUAAGAGCUUUCUCGCCCUCAGUGUAUCAUCAAAACUUUGCCCAUCAAAACCUGGGAGUCUCAGCUCCUGCAUG